UGGGCGGCAGCAGCAGCAGCAGCUUCACUCUCAGGCCGGGAAAACCCGAAACAAGCGAACAGAGAAAAACACUGAGAAAUCUCCAUCCAUCCUGCCGAGUUUCUCUCCCCGGUGGAAAUAUAUCGAUAUAUGUGAUCUAAGGUGACAGUCAUACGUUUAAUCGAAACAGACGGUACUGAGGAAGAGGUGCAAAGAAAAAUUCCCAUACUCGAUGACAUUACAUCGCAAUGUCCGAUCGUUUGGGGCAAAUAACCAAGUCCAAGGAUGGGAAAAGCAAGUAUUCAUCACUCAGCCUAUUUGACAAGUACAAAGGGAAGUCAAUAGAAACUCAUAAAACCACAGUUGUUGCACGACAUGGCUUACAGAGUCUUGGCAAAGUGGCCGCUGCCCGGCGCAUGCCUCCUCCCGCUCACCUGCCGAGUCUGAAGUCUGAGAGUAAAGGAAACGACCCCAACGUGUUUAUCGUGCCCAAAGACGGUACAGGAUGGGCAAACAAGCAGGAUCAACCCGAUCCAAAGAGUUCCGUUGCAUCUUCAGCACAGCUGCCGGAGUCGCAGCCACCGCUGGCUUUACAGAAGUCUGUCUCCAAUCUCCAGAAGCCCACGCCAAUCACCAGCCAGGAGAGCACAAGUACAGGUGGACCAAAGCAAUGGGCACAGGUCAAUGGAAAGGCAGUAGAUCAAGAUGGUUUAAAGGUCUCAAGCCGACUGCAGCCCUUCUCUCACGAGGAAUUUCCGACGCUGAAAGCAGCCGGAGAACAGGACAAGGUUGGCAAGGAAAGAAGCGUCUUCGAUCCGUCGUAUGGGCCCGGACCAAGCCUCCGCCCGCAGAACGUGUCGAGCUGGAGGGAGGGUGGUGGGAGGAACCUUCAGCCUCCAGCUCUGUGUUCUGCUUCUCCUGCCUGCGACCCGGACACCAGGAGCAUCGGCUCAUCUGAGGCCAUCACUCCUGUUCCUCCUCCUCCAUCUUCUUCUUCAUCACCCCCCUCCUCCUCCUCCACGGCUGCUGGCCCGUCUCCUGAUGUGAAGGAGCCGUCGCUGAGGCCCGUUCAGCCGGUUCAGACCCGCCGAGCCGCCCCGUCAGCCCUCCAGUACCAGCACCACACCACCACCACAUACCACGACAUGCUGCCUGCCUUCAUGUGCCCUAAAGAGACCCGUGACGCCCCGGGCUCCUCGGACCACGGCCCGGCCGCAGUGGUGGCGCCCGUGCGCUUCGACUCCCGGUCGCUCUUCAGACCAGCGCCAGAACCUGUCAAUGGUGAUUUAAGGAGAGAAGCCCGGUUCCCACGAAACCCCCCGCGCCCUUCGACCCGCCCGAUCCGACGCCCGGGAGACCGAGCGCCCCGUCCCGCCAUCAUCAACCCUGAUGACCUGAAGGACCUCGAUGAGCUGGACAACGACUGUGAAGACGGCUGGGCGGGUCUCCAUGAGGAAGUGGAUUACAGCGAGAAGCUCAAAUUCAGUGAUGAUGAGGAAGAUCGCUCCCCAUGUGUGAAGAGCAAGAUCUGGGAUGACUGGGACCACCAUCAUGAUCCUCACUCCUCUCAGAGCUCUGGUGACGUGGCGUUCCCGCAUGACCCCGAGGAGGACCUGUACUCGCGCCAGCCGGAGGCGCUAUCCUCCAGGAAGACCAACGGGAGACUCUCCUCAGCAGAGCAGGUUAAGAACGGUGUGAGCGGCGAGUCUGCGGAGGAGCAGGAGGAAGCGCAGAGACCGGCUCCUCCUCGAGGGAAGUUUGUCUCGGCUGAUCUCUCCGCCGUGGAGCGCGCUCGCAGACGCCGGGAAGAGGAGGAGAGGAGAGCGCGCGAGGAGAGACUGGCCGCCUGUGCCGAGAAACUCAAAAAACUGGAUGAGAAAUUCGGCAAAACGGAGAAACCCUCACGCCCUGCAGAAGCCGACAGCAAAGAGACGCUGACGCAGUCGCCAGGUCGAAGGUCAUCCAAACCCCACCAGGAGGGCUGGCAGUACGCCACUAAAGAAGUGUUGGACACACCAGCCGAGUCCUCCAGUCAGGAUUACAAAGAUGAAGGUUGUAAUUACCACAACGAAGACGACGUUCCUGAGUCUACUUCUCCUCUCCCAGAUUACGGCCGGCACCAGAAGCCCGUUCCGCCCCGCUUCCAGAAGCAGCACCAGGACCCGGUGUAUAAGGUGGCCCCGUGGCAGCAGUCGGGUCACGCCACGCCGUCGAGCUCGGCUCACACACACACGCAGAGAGGCUUCUACCCGCCGCACGUGCUGGGCUUCGACCCGCGCUGGAUGAUGAUGCCGCCCUACAUGGACCCGCGCAUGGCUCAGGGCUGCUCGCCGGUGGACUUCUACGCUCCGGGCGUUCACUCCGCCGGUCUGGUGAAACCCGUCAUUCAGCAGGAUCACCUGAACAGCCCCGGUUCCACCUCUGACGAAGGCUGCCAUCCCAGCAUGCAUCAGGAGAGGAGGGCACCAUCCACUGAGCCCUACCAAGUGUGGAACCAAGACAGCUACUCGUCAGCGCGCAGUUUCACGCCGCCCUACCAGAGACAGCAUGAGAACGAGGAACGUGACGACCGGUCCUGCUCCCGACACGACUCCUAUGAAGACCGAGGUCACGAUCGCACGGAAAGUCCAGCGGAGGAACUGAACACUCAAGGUGGAACCCAUGAAGGGCCUUUAAUACUUAGCAGAACCCAUCCUGGAGAUGCCGAACACAGAGACGUGUCCGUCAGGCACCAGAAAGAACCCGCAGAAUCCCGAGACGAGGCCUUCGACACCAAGGAGAAGAGCUACGACUCCGAUUUCUGGAGGAAAGACGCUAGCGUGAGGAAAGAUGGCGGCUGUCCGGCCCAGUGGUCCGAUCACGGUUCCAGCAGCAGCAGUAGCGUUAGCAUUAGCAUUAGCCAGCCGCCGGAGUCCAGCGGGAGAAUGCUUCGGAGGACCGGACCUAUCAAGAAACCUGUGCUGAAGCCGUUGAAGGUAGAGGACAAGGAGAACGAGAAGCCCAAAUCUGAGCCCGAGGAGAAGCCCGUCCCAUACAGACUGGAGAAGGAAGUGGUCACUAAUGUCUACGACCUGAAAAAAGACGCCCCGCUCGCGUCUAACAGGCACUCCGCUCCGCCUCCCGCGUCUUCCCCCGAGGAAAAACACGCGGAUGCUCCGAAGUUGGAGAAAACUAGGAGUCUGCAUGAAGAUUUGCACAAGGAGAGCUGCUGGGAUAGCGCUAAGCCUCAGUCUGUGGACUCCUCUGAUAGCAGAGAUGCUCCACGCCGCAACAACUGGAUAUUCAUCGACGAGGAGCAGGCGUUCGCGGGGGCGAGAGGAACCGGGCGUGGACGUAGCCGCGGGUUUAGAGAGUUUAGCUCUCGCGGUGGCGCUCGCGGCGGACGAGGCGACUCAAACCGCGGAGGCUAUAAUAACAAUAACAAUACGACAGGAGUGCAGCGACCAGCGCGGGGGCGUGGCUCUCGAGAUUUCAGAAGCGAAGAUCUUCAACGAGGAAAACCCCGUCGACGCAACGCCAGCGAGACGCACAGCGAGGCCUCGGAAUACGAAGAGCUUCCCAAACGUCCGCGGCAAAAGGUCGCGGAGAACGGAGAGGCUUCGUACGCGCCGCCCGGAGAGGCUAAACGAGCCGAUCGCGAGUCGUGGAGAUCCAACAAGGUGUACACCGACGAGCAAAGCGGAAACGGCGACAAGGCGAAAUCAGCAAGAGUGUUCGGAAGGUCGUUACCGCCUCGACUCAACGCGGGAUACAACCGUGGGUUCGUCUCCAGGGAUAUUUCCACAUGGAGAGGAAGAGGAACUCAGUUUGGAUCCGCGCAGGAGAACGGAUACAACUUCGGCACGGACUCCUAUUCCAAACGCGCGACGGAACGCGACCCGCUAAAAUACCCGCCGCCUAAAUUCCCCACUUCUUUCGUAGAGAACGGCGUCGAGGAUAGAGAGGGAGGCUACUAUAUCGAUAACGAUAACCCUGAUAACCGGCCAAUGAGACGCCGGCGUCCGCCUCGCCAAGAUAAACCGCCACGGUUCCGCCGACUACGCCAAGAACGUGAAGGAGGAGGGCAAUGGAACGGCGAAGAAUAUGUAAACGGAGACUUUGCCAAUCAGUGGCCGGGUCGACCCAAGGAAGAGCACUGGCCGAAUCACUACUCUGGAGGACGACCGCAAGAGGUCACGGGCCAGAGUCAAGCCGAGGAUUGGGAAACCGGCUCUGAGAACAGUGAUUUCAGCGACUGGAGGGAGAAACGCGGCCCGCAUGGCGACUCGCUGGCUGACGCGGGGCACGGGGAACCCGGUUCUGAGAAGAGAGAGCUCUCCAAACGGAGCUUUUCCAGCCAGAGACCGGUCGUGGAGAGGCAGAACCGGAAGAGUGAAGUGUGUGUAAUGGAAAACAACAAGAUGAGCCGCUCGACGGACACCCAGUGCGGUGCAGGGUCCUCUGGGAGAAACGAGAGCUGGCAGAACGGUGUUGCUUGCAACAGCAAACGAGGAGCAGAGGAGUCUGUCCCGGGCCUGAGCUCGGCAUCGGUGUACGCUGUGGAGCAGAGCGACGACACCAGCGCCGCCGAAGCCACGGGGAAGAUCAUCGAGAAAGACAUGAAACCCAGAGGCAUGAAGGGGGAUAUGACAGAACCGCUGUCCCAAUAUGACCUAAACACUUACUCAAUUGAAAGUGAUUCAGGAGCAUCUGUGCCCAGUCCAGAGGUGUACCAGGACGCUCUGUCCAAGAAGCAGCGCCGCCCGCAGGAUGAAGACCGCAGGAGGAAAGAUCAGGGUCCUCCGGGUUCAGUGAAAAACAGAACAAUUGCGUCGAAGAUGCCUCCUCGUUUUGCUAAGAAGCAGGGCAGCAUGUCCAUCGAGCAACCCGAAGAAACGCUCUCCGCCAACAGCCUGGGCACUGAGAUCUGGGAGACCAACAGCACAGCGCUGAGUGUCCAGUCGUCCGGCGGAGACUCGUGGACCAAGCAGGUGUCCUACACAGGGAGCGAACCCAACUCAGAGGACUCCGACGCCGGGCCCGAGCAGAGCAAAGAGCACAAGCCCGGGCCCAUCGGCAACGAGCGCUCGCUGAAGAACCGCAAGGGCUCCGAGGGCCUGGAGCGCCUCGAGGGACCCAUAACCCCCGUCAACGGAGUGGACCUUCACGUGGACGGGGUUCUCCCAGUGCCGCCCAUCGAGUUCGGCGUCAGCGCCAAGGAUUCGGACUUCAGCCUCCCUCCCGGAUCCACACCGGUUCCCGUGUCCAACCCCGUCACCAAGCUUCAGGACGCACUCGGUGGCAACGCGGGCCUGACUCAAGCCAUCCCGAUGCUCCGGAGAGACCAUCUCCAGCCGGGGAUCAACCUCAACCCCAUCAGUUUCCCGAGCGCUGACCUCACGCUCAAGAUGGAGUCGGCGCGUAAGGCGUGGGAGAACUCGCAGGCGCUCCCGGAGCAGGGCUCCCCGGGGUCGGGGUCAGGAGCUCAGCCGGCCUGCAGCGUGGGCUCCUCCGUCAGCUACAGCUCCUUCGGUGGCGUGUCCAUGCCGCCCAUGCCCGUGGCAUCUGUCGCGCCGUCUGUCUCCAUGCAAGGCAGUCACAUCCCUCCUCUGUAUUUGGAUGGUCAUGUGUUUCCCAGUCAGCCGCGGCUCGUGCCGCCCUUGACUCAGCAGCCGAGCUACCAGCAGGCCACGGCUCAGCAGAUCCCCAUCUCUCUGCACACGUCUCUGCAGGCUCAGGCUCAGCUGGGUCUCCGAGGAGCUCUGCCCGUCUCUCAGUCGCAGGAGAUGUUCAGCUCCAUGCCCCCCUUCAGGUCUCAGGUGUACAUGCACCCGAACCUGUCUCAGCCCAGUCCCAUGGUGCUCUCUGGCGGAGCGCCUCUCAAAGGCCCGUACUCCGCCUUCCCCGGCAUGCAGCCGUCGGACAUGGUGAAGCAGCCGUCGGGAUCCCAUUACCAGCCCAUGAGCGGCAGCCAGCAGCUGGUGUACGACGGCAACAUGAACCAGCCGGCGGGGAUGAGCACCUCUCAGCUCAUGGACUCGCAGCUCAUACAGGUGACGAUGCCCAUGCCCGGGUCUCAGCUGCGCUACGGCUCGGCCCAGCAGCACCUCAUUCUGCCCCAGUCCAUCCAGCUCCAGCAGAACCAGAACCUGUCUGUCGGAGCUCCCCGCCGCAUGAUGCCUCCCGGGUCUCAGCCGCCCAUCAUGAGCAGCAGAGAGCCCUCCCAGAUGGACAUGAAAGGGUUUCAGUUUUCCGAUAAGCCCAAUCACUCUCCAGGAAUACCCAGCGGCUCCUACAGGCCCGGUUCGGCCAGUCCCAGUGGGAAAGCCUCGGGCCCCGGAGCCCCCGCGUCGGUCGUGUCUCUGCCGGGACAUUACACACAGCAGGUGUCGGGCCCUCAGGGCAACAUGGUCAUGCACAUGAGACCCCCCUCCAGCGGGCCCUUCCCCAACCCCAUCCAGCGGCCCGUCAUGCAGAUCAACAAGACCGUGAUCAUCCGCUCCCCGCCGUACCCCGGCCAGCGCGAGCCCAACCCCGAGCAUGCUGGGAAGGGCCCUGAGGACGGGAUGAAGGCCGCCAGUGACGCCAAGAACUCUUCAGUGAUUCCCAGAAGGCCACAGGUCAACGCCGCUCGAACCCGAGCCAUCAAACCACAGCCGGUCCCAGUGGAGGAAGGCAAAGCCUGAUUAAUGGACCUCAUGAUCACAUGACACGGCUCUCUCUCUCUCUCUCUCUCUCUCUCUCUCUCUCUCUCUCACCGGACUGACGCACAGGAUCACCAACCCCACUAAUCGAUCAGAACACAUUAAUAAACAUCACAUCGAGAGAUAUGAAUAUCUAUAUAUAAAUGUAUACUAUAUAUAUAUAAAUAGACACGAUAGGUUUGGACUUCUCCGCAGAUUUUCAAGAUCAGCUUUAUUUAUUUACAUUUUGUCUCAUUUUUUUUCAAGUGAAGAAUAA
This is a messenger RNA of Pimephales promelas (fathead minnow), 6918 nucleotides long. It is a transcript of the gene prrc2b, whose product is annotated as proline-rich coiled-coil 2B. Gene Ontology annotation, biological process: cell differentiation. The record is from RefSeq and is a predicted model, not a curated record. NCBI's taxonomy places the organism in Eukaryota, Metazoa, Chordata, Actinopteri, Cypriniformes, Leuciscidae.